AUGCCAGCCAUCACCUGCGCUUCUUCGGCAGUUCACUCACCUGUAACCUCACCGACCACUCCAACCGCCACCACCGUAUCCGACUCAACUGUCACAGCUAUUUCUGCAGGCAUGGCAUCACUAUCAAUCACCCCUUGCGUAAGGACGUUGAUCGUAGACGACAAUGUAAUUACCGCAAGGAUGCUAUCAAGAAUUCUUUCCAGAGAAUUCGGUCACACUACCACUUGCACCGUGAGCGGCAAGGAAGCACUCGAGCGAUUAUCCGACGAAGCCUUUGACAUCAUAUUCAUGGACAUAGAUAUGCCCGAGUUGUCAGGUAUCGAGACCACCCUCGCGAUACACGCCGCCGGUUCAACGGUCUUGGAAGAGAAUCGAAAAAUUCCGAUAAUCGCCUACACCACAAAUCCCUGCGAGGAGCGAUACUUUGAGGCAGGGAUGAAUGGCUGG
Messenger RNA from Acaulospora colombiana, 447 nucleotides. NCBI's taxonomy places the organism in Eukaryota, Fungi, Glomeromycota, Glomeromycetes, Diversisporales, Acaulosporaceae. The record is from the annotation of a GenBank genome assembly.